AUGGUGGCGUCCGUGCUGGAGGCAUCUCACGUCUUUUGCUGCCCCAACCGGGUGCGGGGAGCCCUGAGCUGGAACUCCGGGCCCGGAGGACUCCUCGCCUUCGGCACGUCCUGCUCCGUGGUGCUCUACGACCCGCGGGAAAGGGUUGUCGUUACCAACCUGAAUGGUCACACCGCUCGAGUCAAUUGUGUACAGUGGAUUUGUAAACAAGAUGGCUCUCCUUCAAAUGAAUUAGUUUCUGGAGGAUCAGAUAAUCAAGUGAUUCACUGGGAAAUAGAGAAUAACCAGCUUUUAAAAGCGGUUCCUCUCUACGGCCAUGAAGGACCUGUUUACGCAGUGCAUGCUGUCUACCAGAGAAGGGUAUCGGACGCUGCAUUGCGUACGCUGAUGGUUUCUGCAGCUUCAGAUUCCACUGUUCGAGUCUGGUCUAAAGAGGGUUCAGCAGUAACCUGCCUUCAGACCUUGAGCUUUGGAGAUGGAUUCACUCUGGCUCUCUGCUUAUCUUUUUUGCCUAAUACUGAUGUACCGAUAUUAGCAUGUGGCAAUGAUGACUGCAAAAUCCACUUAUUUGUUCAAGAGAAUGAUCAGUUUCAGAAAGUGCUUUUUCUCGGUGGACAUGAGGAUUGGAUAAGAGGCGUGGAAUGGGCAGCCUUUGGUAAAGAUCUUUUCCUAGCAACCUGUUCACAAGAUUGCCUGAUACGAGUAUGGAGGAUGUAUUUAAAAUCAACAUCAUUAGAAACUCAGGAUGAUGAUAAUAUAAGACUGAAGGAAAAUACUUUCACUGUAGAAAAUGAAAGUAUUAAAAUGGAGUUUGCGGUUACUCUGGAGACAGUGCUGGCUGGUCACGAAAGCUGGGUGAAUGCAGUUCAUUGGCAGCCUUCAUUUUACAAAGAUGGUGUUUUGCAGCAGCCAAUGAGAUUAUUGUCUGCCUCAAUGGAUAAAAGCAUGAUUCUCUGGGCUCCAGAUGAAGAGUCAGGAGUUUGGCUAGAACAGGUUCGAGUAGGGGAAGUCGGUGGAAAUACUCUGGGAUUUUACGAUUGCCAAUUCAAUGAAGAUGGCUCUCUGAUCAUCGCUCAUGCUUUCCAUGGAGCAUUGCACCUAUGGAAACAGAAUGCAGCUAACCCAAGAGAGUGGACUCCAGAGAUUGUCAUUUCAGGACACUUUGAUGGUGUCCAGGAUCUAAUGUGGGAUCCCGAAGGAGAAUUUAUCAUCACUGUUGGUACUGACCAGACAACUCGACUUUUUGCUCCAUGGAAUAGAAAAGAUCAAUCACAGGUGACUUGGCAUGAAAUUGCCCGGCCUCAGAUACAUGGAUAUGACCUGAAAUGUUUGGCAAUGAUUGAUCGGUUUCAGUUUGUAUCUGGAGCAGAUGAAAAAGUCCUUCGAGUAUUUUCUGCACCUCGGAAUUUUGUGGAAAAUUUUUGUGCCAUUACAGGCCAAUCAUUGAAUCAUGUACUUUGUAAUCAAGACGGUGAUCUUCCAGAAGGCGCUACUGUCCCUGCUUUGGGAUUAUCAAAUAAAGCUGUCUUUCAAGGAGAUAUAGCUCCUCAGCCCUCUGAGGAAGAAGAGCUGUUAACUAGGGCAGGUUUUGAGACUCAUCAGAUGGCCUUUCAACCCACCCUACUUUCUGAACCUCCCACUGAGGAUCAGCUUUUGCAGAAUACAUUGUGGCCUGAAGUUCAAAAACUAUAUGGACAUGGUUACGAGUUAUUUAGUGUUGCUUGUAACAAUUCAAAGACUCUGCUUGCCUCAGCUUGUAAGGCAGCUAAGAAAGAGCAUGCAGCCAUCAUUCUUUGGAACACCUCAUCUUGGAAACAGGUGCAGAAUCUGAUUUUCCACAGCCUGACUGUCACACAGAUGGCCUUCUCACCUAAUGACAAGUUCUUACUAGCUGUUUCCAGAGAUCGGACCUGGUCACUGUGGCGAAGGCAGGACACAAUCUCCCCUGAGUUAGACCCAAUUUUUAGUCUCUUUGCCUUCACCAACAAAGUCACUGCUGUGCAUAGUAGAAUUAUUUGGUCUUGUGAUUGGAGUCCUGAUAGCAAGUUUUUCUUCACUGGAAGCCGAGACAAAAAGGUGGUUGUCUGGGGUGAGUGCGACUCCAGCGAUGAUGCCAUUGAGCACAGCGUCGGCCCCUGCUCCUCCGUCCUGGACGUGGGUGGGUCUGUGACGGCCGUCAGCGUCUGCCCGGUGCUCAACCUGUCCCAGCGGUACAUUGUUGCAAUAGGGUUAGAGUGUGGAAGGAUUUGUUUAUACACCUGGAAAAAGACUAAUCAAUUUCCUGAAGUAAAUGACUGGGCCCCCUGUGUUGAAACAAGCCAAAGUCAAAGCCAUACACUUGCUAUCAAAAAAUUAUGCUGGAAGAAUUGUAAUGGAAAAACUGAGCAGAAGGAAGCAGAAGGCCCUGAGUGGUUACAUUUUGCAAGUUGUGGUGAAGAUCAUACUGUGAAGAUAUACAAAGUAAACAGAAGUGUACUGUAA
This is a messenger RNA of Pipistrellus nathusii (Nathusius's pipistrelle), 2481 nucleotides long. The record is from the annotation of a GenBank genome assembly. Lineage: Eukaryota; Metazoa; Chordata; Mammalia; Chiroptera; Vespertilionidae.